Raphanus sativus (radish) is the source of this 1097-nucleotide messenger RNA. RefSeq lists its product as uncharacterized. The transcript has 3 exons. Lineage: Eukaryota; Viridiplantae; Streptophyta; Magnoliopsida; Brassicales; Brassicaceae. The record is from RefSeq and is a predicted model, not a curated record. Bases 584 to 967 code for a protein of 127 amino acids.
CAUUUUCGACAACAUCAUGAACACAUUAUUGAACGUCCCACGGAAAACAAAAGACAAUAGAAAGUCAAGGGAGGACUUACCAGAUAUUUUCUCAAGAAGUGAGUUGCAUAUUAAAAGCAAUGGAAAAGUUUCAGUUCCUAUAUUCAGAUUGUCGUCAGAAGCAAAGACGUCGUUGUUCAACUGGGUAACAUCAGAAGUGAAGUUCUCUGAUGGUUAUGUUUCGAAUAUGUCAAGAUGCAUUUCAUAAGAUCAAAAGUUAACAGACAUGAAGAGUCACGACUGUCAUGUGUUUAGGGUUUAAGGAUUUGGGAUUUAGGGAUUAAGCAUGGGGUCAUUGUAAGAUAGACGUAAAAGAAAACACAGGACGGCUUUAACUCGACAUAAACAAUAUUUGUCGUAAAAAUGAUGUAAUCCAAAACACGGGAUGUUUUUAAAUUAGAUAGCUUGUAGAAAUCAUGGUGCACCGCAUUAUAGUCAGACAUUCAGGAUAGGAGAUCAUGCAUGUUCUUCAUCUGCAGGUCCAUCUACGUCUCCGGAGUAUGUUCCAGAAUCUCAGACGAGAGGAUCCACUAUUCGUUCUCCUAUGCCAGUUCCUCCUCCGGUUUGUCCCCUGGCUCCUUGGAAGUCUCCUCCACCGGCUCCUCAGGCGGCUCCUCAGGCUGCUCCUGCUCCUGGAGGCGGAGUACAUCCUGAUUUGGAGGUGCCGCCGGAUGCACCCUACGCUCACUACACUGUUGAGGACCUUCUCACACAACCGGAUCAAGAAGGUUUAGAUGUCUUAGACCCCAAUCUACCACCAGGAACUUUCUGGUUUGGUAGCGAGAGUCGUAUCGAAAGGAGUGUUUCCGAAACGAUCAAAACCUACUUCAGUGAACCUCAUCCAAACUGGAUGCACACCCGAGGCACGUCAGAACCACAUGUUCAAAUCUUUUACGCAAAAGUGGAACUGGUCCACUGGAAUCAAUGAGCAAGUCAAUAAGAAGUUCAACGAGAAGGCGAAGAAGCGCCUCUACAAUACCGUCUCUGACUGGAAAAUCAUUUAUGAGAAGCGGGGCUACGAAGCUAGACCCCCCGGUCUCACAAAGGAGGUAUGGGAC